Molecule: messenger RNA, 1336 nt
Organism: Capsicum annuum
Lineage: Eukaryota; Viridiplantae; Streptophyta; Magnoliopsida; Solanales; Solanaceae
Product: putative pectate lyase 2
Exons: 5
Coding region: 40-1167 (375 amino acids)
Molecular function (GO): pectate lyase activity
Source: RefSeq, a predicted model, not a curated record
ACUGUUCAUUACAUUACAAAUAUUAUAAAACCUAAAGCCAUGGAAAAACUGAUCAGUUCCCUCUAUUUGGUUUCAUGGCUUCUAAUUUUUUCUAUUUCUUCAUCGCAUGGGAAAAGAAUGAACGUUAUAGAUUCAUGUUGGCGAUCAAAUCCCAAAUGGUCUACAAAUCGCCAAGCUUUAGCCAAUUGUGCUAAAGGCUUUGGUAGUGGUGCCAUUGGGGGAAAAAAUGGAGCAAUUUACAUCGUGAAUGAUGCUUCCGAUGAUCCCGUCAACCCUAAGCAAGGCACACUCCGAUACGGAGUAAUUCAAACAAGACCACUUUGGAUUAUUUUCCUACAAAACAUGCUUAUCACUCUUAAAAAUGAGCUUAUAAUUAGUUCAUUUAAAACAAUAGAUGGAAGAGGUGCCAAAGUGGAUAUAGCUUACGGACCUUGUUUAACUAUUCAAUUUGUGAAACAUGUGAUUGUUCAUGGAAUUAACUUACAUGAUUGUAGGAUUGCUAAGCCUGGACCUGUUAGAGUUAGUCCUAUUCAGGUUCUACAGAGGUCUGGUACAGAUGGAGAUGCUAUCACGGUAUAUACAUCUUCAAAUAUUUGGAUCGAUCAUUGUUCUUUUUCCCGUGCUGCUGAUGGUCUCAUUGAUGUAGUUCAUGCUUCUACUGGUAUUACUGUCUCUAACAGCUACUUUACCCAACAUGACCAUGUGAUACUGCUGGGAAACCAAGAAGGAUUGAUUCGUGACAAAAUGAUGAAAGUCACAAUUGCGUUCAAUCAUUUUGGUCCUGGCCUUUUUCAAAGGAUGCCAACGAUUCGGUAUGGCUAUGCUCAUGUGGCUAACAAUUACUACGAACCUUGGAAGGUUUAUGCAAUUGGUGGAGCCUGUAAUCCAACUAUUCUUAGUGAAGGAAAUUACUUUAUUGCCUCUCGCACCAAAAAACAGGUUACUCAUAGGGAUUUUGCUAGUCCAAAGGAGUGGGGAAAGUGGAAUUGGAAGUCGUACAAAGAUGUAUUCAUCAAUGGAGCUUUUUUCACUGCUUCAGGAAAAGGAAGUGCAAAUCCAAAGUAUACUUCAUCAUCGCAGUCAUUUAGUGUUGCUCAUGGAUCCCAAGUUCCUUAUUUGACUUCUGAUGCUGGCCCUCUUAAAUGUUUUCCUAAUCGACCUUGCUAAUCAUCUUAAUUGGCUUCUGCCUUCUAUACCUUCUCUUAGUUAGAGUCAUUUUUAGGCUCAGUGAUGAGGACCUAAGCUUUUACUAUUACUAAUCUCCCCUUAUGAUGAGCAUGUCAUUUCACUUCUAAUAUUAACAAAAAAUGCCUCGUUAUCUUCGAGUGAAUGACUU